Molecule: messenger RNA, 5651 nt
Organism: Dendronephthya gigantea
Lineage: Eukaryota; Metazoa; Cnidaria; Anthozoa; Malacalcyonacea; Nephtheidae
Product: AT-rich interactive domain-containing protein 4B-like
Exons: 21
Coding region: 137-3964 (1275 amino acids)
Biological process (GO): regulation of transcription by RNA polymerase II
Cellular component (GO): nucleus
Molecular function (GO): transcription cis-regulatory region binding
Source: RefSeq, a predicted model, not a curated record
GUCUGGAGGAAGGAGGGUAGAUCGAGCGUCCUUGUGUGCGAACUGUGAUCGCUUUCGUGUCAUGUUGGUAGAAAAUUUUUGUAAAUCACGCUUCUUUUUGUUGUCGCUGUGGAUUGAAUGCACUCCUUGAUACAGGAUGAGUGGAAACAGAAAGGAAACGACGAGUGCUCGUCCGCCCAUAGAAGAGCCUCCAUAUUUGGCUGUUGGGACUGAAGUUAGUGCAAAAUAUCGGGGAGCUUUCUGUGAGGCAAACAUCAAGUCUGUUAAAAAGUUGGUGAAAUGCAAGGUGAAUUUUGAAAAUGGUGGUGGCAACAGUACAGUUACAGAUGAUUGUGUCAUUGGUAAAUUGAAAGUUGGUUCUGAUGUGAAGGUGAAAGUUCCAGAUGGUGAAGACAUGGCUGGCACUCUGGUGAAGAUCACCGAUUCAAGCUCCUACACUGUUGUAUUUGAUGAUGGAGAUGAACGAACCUUGAAAAGAACAUCACUCUGUAUCAAGGGUGAAAAACACUUCAAUGAAAGUGAAACUCUAGACCAUUUACCGCUUACAGACCCGGAAAACUUUGGGACACCGGUUGUUCAGCAAGGGAAAAAGUCAAGAAAAGGGAGACGAAGUUCACUUAGUUUGGAUGAUAGCAAAGAUGAUGAAGAAAUGCCUGCCCGGAAGAAAUUAGACAUCAAGAAAGAAGAAAAUGUAGAUAAGGUGGUUAUGAUUGAAGUUACUGAAAAAAAGAAGACCUUCCUACUUCCAUCAUUGCUUUUGAGCUCAACUGAUUCACAGAGUGAAGUAAAAAGUCCUGAGAAUGUUCUCGUUAGAUCAUUUAAAGAUGGCAAGCACAUUGAAGUUCAUCCAAAGGAUGUUAAAGAUUUUUCAAAAGAAAGUAUUUUGAAUUCCACAUUAGCGAAGGGAGGAAAUCCAGCCAUAAAGUCAGCUGUUGAGCUUGCGGUGAAAUAUAUUGAAACAAAGCAGUUGCCAAGCGACUGGGACGAAGAAAAACCAGGUGAUUUAGAGAAGAAUGAAAGUAGCGAUAAUUCUUCAGAAAGUGAGCCAGAGUCGGAUGGUGAUGAGAAUGACAGGAGUGAAUUUCUUCAAAAGCUGAAUAAGUUUCUUGGAGAAAAAGGCACUCCUCUUCUUCGCUCGCCAGUCCUGGGCCAUCGAGAUCUUGAUUUGUAUAAAUUGUUUAAAAUUGUUUCCAAAAUGGAUGGCAUGGACAAGGUGGAAUCUUGGUAUACGGUUUACAAAAAGAUGAAUAUUCCUAUAAUUACAACCACAGCUUGUUACCACAUUAAGAAUGCUUACAAAAGAUAUUUAUAUGAUUAUGAAGUGCACGCUCGUGAGGAGAGCAAAGAAGAGAAAACAAAGAAGCCUGAUAAACCUUCAGACGGAAGCACAUCUAAAAAUACAGCCAACGAGGAAGACGAGACGCCUGUCGGGUCUGAUUCGGAAAAAGACUUGAAAGAAUUACUUCAACUUUCUGAAGAUGAGAAACUACUUUCUCAACGCAGUGCAAAUGCAAAGAAAGGGAGGGCUAAAAGAAAAACUAGGACUAACCGAAGCAAAUCUCUGAGGUCUCCAAGUUCCCCGGGGUUAUCCCCCCUCUCCCCAUCCUCCCCCAAGUCCAUCAGCUCAAUUAGCGCGUCCGAGUCCACAGGGUGCCCAAGCCCUGCGGAGAAUUAUUGCAAUGUGCGGGGUAAGAUCGAUUUGGCCCUUGGGAAAAGCAGUGAAAAGAGUUCUACCGAUGGGGAUGAUCUUAGAGAUAGGAAAUGUGAUUUGCCUAGUAAAGAGAUUGAUAGUAAAGACAAUUUUAAUAGUAAGACGAAAAAGGAAAAUAAGAUAUAUAAAGAAAGCGAACUUGUGGUUAAGCUAGAGAAUUUGGCGAAUGUGGAGAUGAGUAAAACGAAUGUGGAGAGAAGUAAAGAAAAUGGAGGUAAAACUGUGGAUGACUCGACAAAUAUUGCUGAAUCUACUGGUAAGAAAGAUGCUUUAUCGAAAGAGAAUGAGAAGCUGGAGUGUAAGAAUUCCGAGAAAGAAAGUAAUAUAAAGAAAAAUAUAAAAAAUGAGGAGAAUUUGAAGGACGAAAAAAAUAUUCAAGAUGGCGGAAGUCAUGUGGAUGAAGGCGGCGGUGAGGACUCGGAUGAUAGUGGGGAUAAAACUGUUGCUAUGGAUACAGAGACGGAUAACCAGGGGCAAGAAGGGACAGAUGUGGAGGAUGCGGUCGAUGUCGUGAAUAGUCCGAGCAGCACGUCGGAUACGGUCGACAGCGAUGAUCGGAACGAGCGGAAGACGGACAAGAAAGGGAAGCGGAAAGGGGAGGGAAAGACUGGGGCUAAGAAUGAUGACGUCAGCGAUAGCCCCGACGGUUUGGAGUAUAAAUUGAAUGAACGGAUUGAUGUACGAUAUGGACGAGGAAGAAAUGCGACCAUUUAUCAUGCAAAGAUUACCUGUGUUGAUCCUAAUGCCGAAGAAGGAUUGGUUUACUUGGUUCAUUAUCAAGGAUGGAAUGCAAGACACGACGAAUGGAUUGGGCACGAGCGAAUCAUCGGACGAGGUGUUAAACAAACCAGAACGCGAACCAUCAAAGAGCCUUCUAAGAGCUUGAAACCAGCGGCGAAGCCCCCGAAGCAGGCGCCCAAGCCGACCCCGACCACCAAGAAAAACGGUAAGAAUGGAGCGGGGCAUGUUAAACCAUCCGUUGGGGUAAAGGCUCGCAAAAGGACGCCCUCGCCAACGACGAAUGCCGGCACUUCGGGUAGAAAUGGCAACGGCAGAGCGUGUAAGAAUCGCAAGGAUAACGCCAGCGAGAAGACAGAAUCAAGCUCAGAAGUAAAAUUCCCCGCUCGAGUGACGAGACGAAAUUCGCUCACCUUGCCAUUGGAUACUUCUGAUCAAGAUUUUCUUGAUCAAAAAAGUCCGGAUAGCAAAGCUGAUAGCGAGAAAGAAUCGGUGCCCAGUCCACCUCGGGCUCAGCGGAGUGCCAGCCAACAUGCUAAGUCGCCAUCACCCAAACGUCACCUCGAGAAGACUUCGGACUCGGCAGCGAGCACGGAACAAAAGCUGGGCAAUGUGAACUCGGGAGAGAACACUGCGAAUGAAAAGAAUGGUGACGCAGGUCAGGAGGGAACUGUUGAUAAGGAAGCCAGUGCGAUGGAUGUUGACAGCAAAGACGACGAGGGGAAGUCUUUGAAACGACCUCGCGAUGAUGAAACCGAAACCUCAUCACUGGAUUCUCCUCCAAGUAAAAAGAAACCCGAGGACAAGGACUCUUCGGCAGAGGACGUGUUCGAAACUGCUCCCGAGCGCUCGAGCAAGGAGACGAACGAGUCCGAGGCGACAGCCGACGAUGCGAGCGGCCCCGACUUGACGUGUUCCGAGCAAUUGCCGACCAACUGUGCUUCGCCCGAUCCCUACACAGCAGAUUUCCCAGAAAGUAGACCCUUUUACAGGAAUGGCGUGGUAGCCGGUGCUGAAAGCGGCAAUGGCUCGAAGGAAAAGGACAGUUCUUCGUCAUUAGAUGAAGCAAAGGUCGAGAAACCGGUCACAAGUCGCAAGACAAAGUGUCGACGUGACAGGAAGGCCAGGGCGCCUAGUUCUCAGUCUUCCGUAGACACUGUUGAAUGCCCGAACGGUACCACAAAUGGUCCCACUGUGACAGUGAUGUUGUCACCCUCAUGGACACCUAGGUACAAUUUCACCGAGGAUUUAGACGAGUUAUUGAAAAAUGAGGAGAGCUCAGAAAGAAUACGUCUGCUGACGGAAAAAAUUAAAGAUAUUCGUAAAGUUUAUGGCGAAUUAAAGUCUGAAGUUGCAAAUAUUGACAGAAAGAGAAAAAGAAGGCAAAAGAGGAAACGAGAAGAGGAACUUUCUAACGAAGAGAACGCUACUAGGUCGCCCUCACGUUCAUCACCGCUGACCACGACAAGCGCAGUCUCGUCCGCCAACUCGAUGGCUGCCGUCGAGUGUAGAUGAUGUAAAAUAGCGGCAGGAAAUUUUAUCAAUUGGAAGAUUUUAUUUAUUUCAAAGCAUGAAUCUGUAUCUAUAUUGAACUGAAUCAAGGUGACAGGUUCGUAUUUAUAAUGAUGCAAUUUCCGCUCACCCUGUGUGAAAAAAAGGAACAAUUAAUAUAAUGUAUAUAUUGGGACUUUUUUUAAAAAAGGGCUCGAAGUUAUUCCCAAAUAGUUUAACAAACAAAAGUAUUACGUGAUUUUGACAAGUGAAUCUUUAAACACUUUGAUCCAAAAAAGGCGAAAGUUCUCCUACUCGUGCGGGCUCAAGUUGUCAGCGGGUACGUUCAGUAAAAGUAGGAUGUCGAGUGAAAUGCUGAGCCCUCUGAUUCUUCAUCUGUGAACGGCUGAAAAACUGAGCCUGCGGUAGUACAGAAAGUUUACCGAUUCUGUUCAGCGUGAAACAAGCAGGUAUUUUGGCAAUAUUCAAUACACAUUUGCCCAUCCAUAUAUGCCAUUUUGUCGGGACAAUUUUGGCUUUCAUUGGAUGUUAUUGGCAAAUGUUGAUAAUUGAUGAUGUCAUCUUGCUGACGUUGACCAUGUGUGUCACAAUUAUACAAACACCCUUCCCGUCAGAGUUCUUGCUUCGAGCCCUCGGGAUUAAUAGACCCUAACCUAACCGCGCCCAUAACAACGUAAUGAAACAAACUUUGAAAAGUCGACAACAAUGAAUUUGCGAGUUUUCGUUUUGAAAAUCUUCCAACCAAAGCUACAAUUCUUCGCUUAGUUUUCCAUCAGAAAUUGCCAGCUAGCGAUAUGCCCCGGCUAUUUAUAAAUAACUUUUUGGUAACUAAAAGUUUGUAGUUCAACAAAGGAAAAUUUCGUUUCAGAUCAAUCACCAAGUUUGUUUACAUUUUCAAUAACCCAGUCAGAAUGCAUAAUAUACCAUUUUACAUGAAGUAUGAAAAAUUUAGGUGUUCUGAUUGGCUUUCCCUGAAAAAUGUAAACAAAUAUGGCGAUUAUUUUCCCAUUUAUAAACUUGCCAUACAUUUUUCUUUCCACCCGACCGCCUUGUUUUCGUGUAUACAAUGUGAUCUACAUCUACAUUUUAUUAAAUUUCUCGGUUAAAACAACAUAUUAUCUCUUGAAAUAUUCUUUAUUUUGGUCUUAAGUUUAUUUCAGAGCUUAUAGUUGCUUCUAGUUGUUUGGAGUAUAGCUUGUAACCAAACAUACUAGUUUCAUGAAGAAUAACAAAAGGUAUAUCAGAUUACAUACCGCAGAAGGGAUUUCUAUUUCGACAACCCUGAUUAUGAGCUGAAUAUGAGCACAGUAACCUAGUAAUAUUGUAAUAAAUUAGAAAUUAUCCAGCCUACGAUUAGCAGAAUAAUUUGACACGGAAACGAGACUAUUGGGUGAAGAGAAUUAUCGGUUAGGCUGCUACAAUAAUAUUCCAAUCUCGCAUCUUUUUGUCGACAUUUCUGCUUAAAUUAAUGUCUAAUUUGUCAAAAUGGCCUUUUCUCUAUCGUUUCAACGUAAAUUGGACUAUAUAAAUUAAUAUCAAGGUGCUAUGCAUUUUUUAAAAUUAGUUUUAUUGUAAGAUAAAAUGAGCAGUAUUAUUAGCGACAACACAACCCGGUGAAAUUCUUGUGUUUUAUAAUGCCUAAUGUAAAUAUAAAUAUAUCUAUAUUUUCCACCUAUUUAAAGGUGAAUGA